AUGCCGUCUUCUUCGAGGUCCGACAGCGUGAAGAACCAGAAGCUCGACAAUGAUAGCUUCGUUGCCUUCGACCACGCCGCGGCUGGACACGACGGCGUCCGGUGCACACCCUCCGGCUCUUUUAUCGCGAAGCCCUGCACGGCCCAAGAAAUUGCCUUCUACGAAUCGACUGCUGCCCACCCUGCCUUUCACGAAUUUAUUCCUACUUAUAUCGGGACAUUAAGCUCCGCUGACCAACAAGAACCAUCUGCUGCUCUCACUGCCGCUGCGGCUACUCAGCAAGGAGCCAUCGUCCUGCCCGCCGCGGAGAACUCGCCUGCUUCGGGACCUCCGGCUACAAGUGCAUCUACCGGUCCAACUUUAACAGGCGAGCCGAAGACAGGCGAUGCGACAGGCGACGCAUCGUGGACACCAUCCGCAGGGACAGGGAAGAAGCUGGACACAGGGUUGUCGAUUGUUCUAGAAAAUGUUGCGUCUGGCUUCAAACGACCCAACGUUUUGGAUGUGAAGCUCGGGGCAAGACUUUGGGCUGAUGAUGCCAUUCCCGCAAAGAGAGCGAAGCUGGACGCAGUGUCUAAGGAGACAACCAGCUCUUCUCUUGGGUUCCGAAUUGCGGGGAUGAAGGUAUGGACUGGUGUCAACGGUGAGGCGGACGAAGGGAGUAAGACAAAUCCCUACAUCACACGUUAUGGACAGUCGGGAGGCACAAAGGGAGAAGUGAUCGAGCAGGAUGGCUUUAAACGCUACGAUAAGUGGUAUGGUCGCUCCUUUACUGCCGACAACGUGAAGAGUGGACUGGAAACGUACCUCGCGGGAGCAAAAACCGCUGAAGCAGACCAUUCGACGCUGGUCGCUAGGCGGCUAGCGGAUGGGCUGAGACGUGUGCAACAAAUAUUGGAGUCAGAAGAAAGCCGCAUGUAUUCCUCGAGUGUGCUGAUAAUCUAUGAAGGCGACCCGGAAGCCAUGGAACUGGCCCUGGAAGAUGAGAAGAAGGCAAAAGAGGCCCCUCCAAAAACAUCAGAUGUGGAGGAGGAAGAGGACGAUGAAUUCGAUGGGUUCGAGAUUCAGGACGGUGGUGCGUUUGAGAUAGCCGACCUUCCAGUUGGCGAGGAUGGAGCACCCAAUCGAACCAUAAACAUAAGCAUUGACCCGGAAACCAUCCAGUUGGGAGAUCUUGAAGAUGAAGAGGACGAAGAAGAGGGACCGAAGGUGCAUGAUCUCCGUCUGAUUGAUUUUGCCCAUGCCAGCUGGACUCCUGGCCAGGGACCAGACGAGAAUGUGCUUGUUGGAGUGCGAAAUCUUGUUCGCAUAUUCGAAGAAUUGUCGACGGACUAG
Molecule: messenger RNA, 1335 nt
Organism: Aspergillus puulaauensis
Lineage: Eukaryota; Fungi; Ascomycota; Eurotiomycetes; Eurotiales; Aspergillaceae
Product: inositol polyphosphate multikinase
Exons: 2
Coding region: 1-1335 (444 amino acids)
Biological process (GO): phosphatidylinositol phosphate biosynthetic process; inositol phosphate biosynthetic process
Cellular component (GO): nucleus; cytoplasm
Molecular function (GO): inositol-1,4,5,6-tetrakisphosphate 3-kinase activity; inositol hexakisphosphate kinase activity
Source: RefSeq, a predicted model, not a curated record